Plectropomus leopardus (leopard coralgrouper) is the source of this 2614-nucleotide messenger RNA. It is a transcript of the gene pm20d1.2, whose product is annotated as peptidase M20 domain containing 1, tandem duplicate 2. The record is from RefSeq and is a predicted model, not a curated record. Lineage: Eukaryota; Metazoa; Chordata; Actinopteri; Perciformes; Serranidae. Gene Ontology annotation, molecular function: metallocarboxypeptidase activity; hydrolase activity, acting on carbon-nitrogen (but not peptide) bonds, in linear amides. Gene Ontology annotation, biological process: amino acid metabolic process; lipid metabolic process.
CUGUCACAACAGACAACAAUGACAGAGCCAGGGCCAAAGUUCAAAACAAUUAAGUUUUUAAAGAUUAUUUUCUGCAGUUUUUUCAUCACAGUGCUGCUAUUAUUUAUCAUAGCGUCUAUCAGGACUCUUUCACUGGACGUAAAUGUCGGACUUCAACUCGCAAAUUGGGAAAAGACGAGUAACAUCUCACCGCUCAUAGACCAGCACCAGAGAGAGGAGCUUCUUGCAAACUUUAAAGAAGCUAUCCGGAUCCCCACCGUGUCCUUCUCAGAGAGGGAGAGCAACGCCACCGCGCUGCUGCAGUUUGACAGGCUGCUCCGGAAAGCCUUCCCAACAGUUUUCUCUUCAAGCCUGGUUCGUCAUGAAUUGGUGGCCAAUUACAGCCACCUGUUUUCGGUGCAAGGAUCGCAGCCUGACCUGAUGCCGUACAUGCUGCUGGCCCAUAUUGAUGUAGUGCCUGCCUCAGAGUCGGAUGGCUGGGAGGCUCCACCAUUUUCUGCUGCGGAGAUAGAUGGCUUCAUCUAUGGUAGAGGGACCAUCGACGACAAGGGCUCUUUAAUGGGAAUACUUCAGGCUCUGGAGUACUUGCUGAUAAAAGGCUAUGCUCCACGCAGAGGAUUUUACAUUGGACUUGGUCAUGAUGAAGAAGUCAAUGGUUACAAGGGAGCAAUGAACAUUGUGCGUGCACUGAAGCAGCGUGGUGUGCAGCUGUCGUUUGUCCUGGACGAGGGCCUGGCUGUGCUUGAUGGAGUCAUCAGUGGUCUUGAAGGACCUGCCGCUCUAAUUGGGAUAAGUGAGAAGGGUUCUGCCACUGUAAAGCUCAGUGUGUCUAUGGUUCCUGGUCACUCCUCAAUGCCUCCCAGGGAGACCAGCAUUGGGAUCUUGGCUGCAGCAGUCAAAAGACUAGAGGAGAACCCUAUGCCGAGAUUAUUUGGUCAUGGACCUGAAUAUGGAACAUUUGAGCAUCUGGCGCACAAGUUUGGGCUCCCACUGAAGUUUAUAAUGUCGAAUUUGUGGCUGUUUGCCCCACUUAUUGGCAGAGUACUUGAAAGAAAACCAGACACUAAUGCUUUUGUGAGGACAACAACAGCAGUCACCAUGUUUAAUGCAGGAGUUAAGGUGAAUAUCAUCCCUUCCCUCGCUGAAGCUCAUGUAAAUCUACGAAUCCACUCAGCACAGUCUUUACAAGAGGUCCUGGACCUAAUCCAGUCUACAGUUGGGGACCAGCGAGUGAAGAUAGAGUUUGUUGAGGGGUUUGACCCUCUGCCCGUCAGCUCUGCUGAUGAAAAGUCCUUAGGCUUCCAGAUCAUUAAGAAAACUGUGUUGGACAUGUUUCCAACAGUAACAGUUGCUCCAGGCAUCUGUGUUGGGAACACAGACAGUCGACACUUCAAGGACCUGACGAAUGAUAUUUAUCGCUUCGUCCCUGUCUGGUUUAAACCAGGUGAUGCUCAGAGAUUCCAUGGCAUCAAUGAACGGAUUUCCAAAAAGAACUAUGAGGACCUCGUAGUAUUUUACUUCAGUCUGAUUCAAAACUGUGACAUUCAGAAGCUCCCUGAGCCUCACAGCUCUGCCCAUGAACUCUAAGGAACAGAAAGAAUGGUAAUAACACAAAUGCAACUCAAUGGUUUGUGUUAGUAUUAGUAUGAAUUAUUUCAACAGCACCUAAUGUGACCUUGACUUGCUAUAUAAUGACUAUAUUUCAGACAAAAUUAUGUUAUUUUACAGCCAGAGGGUACAAUUCUACUUUUCACUUCAAUCAUAGCGUCAUAUAAACAAUGGACUCAAGCAUAUUUAAUGACAUACAGUAUUGCCUGAACAUGAACAUGGGAUAACUAUGUGGCAUAACUAUAUGAGACUGCUGUAAUGAUUUUUGAAUUUACAAUCCUGAUGGUACUAUUUAAUGAAAUUGCAUUUUUGUUGAGCUGCUGGUUCUUACUGUGGAAAUGCUGAAUGGUGAUAUUUCAAAAUUUAUUUUUUUUUAAAUUUUUUUUGUUGAAUCACAUACAGUAGUAGAAGAAUUCUAUGCUAGGCUUGGGUAAUAUCUAUUUUUUCAUACCCUUCUGAAUUUCACCGGGGUAUAUGACGGUGUUAUUGCUCCAACAAUUGCCGUCUCUAUUUUGGUCAAAACAAAUCCUUAAUUAACAGAGUGAGAUGUGAAAUAUUUAGUUGUGCAGUCUCUCUGCCGUUGUGGCUGUUCACAGUCCUAUAAUGGCAUCCCGAACACUGGCUGGAGCGAUGUCUUUCAGCUCAGCUGCCUGUUUCAACAGCAGAGACUGACCUCUGGUGGCGCUUGCUGUGCACUACACACAAUGAGUUUUAAUAGAGAGGUGUGCAUCUGAAUAUUCAAUGGUACUGAAAAUCAUCCUGCUAUGAUUCCUAAAUACCCUGAUAUACUUUAAUAUCAUGAUACUGCCCAAGUUUAUUCUGUAUUAUCACUGACUGAUUCUUUACAAUGAAUCAUGAUAUAUAAAGGUGUUUUGAAUAUGCACACCAUCUUGAGACAGGCAUUGUAAAACAGUACAAAUAACUUUUAAUGGCGGACUAGCUGGGAUUGGCUCCAGCCCCCCCGCAACCCUUACGAGGACAAGCAGUUACAGAAAAUGACUGACUG